Messenger RNA from Spea bombifrons (plains spadefoot toad), 15500 nucleotides. It is a transcript of the gene PLEC, whose product is annotated as plectin. Gene Ontology annotation, molecular function: protein binding; structural molecule activity; keratin filament binding. Gene Ontology annotation, cellular component: cytoplasm; membrane; cell junction. Gene Ontology annotation, biological process: intermediate filament bundle assembly; wound healing. The record is from RefSeq and is a predicted model, not a curated record. NCBI's taxonomy places the organism in Eukaryota, Metazoa, Chordata, Amphibia, Anura, Pelobatidae. The coding region runs from base 152 to 13942 and encodes 4596 amino acids. The transcript is spliced from 36 exons.
GAGAGCCAGCGAGAGGGGAGGAAGGGAAGGAGGGACACGGAGACAGCAGAAGGAGGAGAGCUGUGCGUGCGAGAGGCUGCGAGACAGACAGACAAACCGCUUAGACAGCAGCUUGUGGAUUGGCACCAAUAACGGGUGGAUUGCAAGCUCCAUGGAACAGAAUCGGUACCGCAGCAAUGCUGCUCUGCCGUCCAAUCAGGACAGCGCCUUCCGACAGAGAACCAGCUCAGAGGACAACCUGUACCUGGCUGUGCUGAGGGCCACAGAGGGCAAGAAAGAUGAAAGAGACCGCGUGCAGAAGAAAACCUUCACAAAAUGGGUGAACAAGCAUCUCAUCAAGCACUGGAGAGCGGAGGCUCAUCGCCACGUCAAUGAUCUGUAUGAAGACUUACGGGAUGGACACAACCUCAUCUCGCUCCUCGAGGUGCUCUCCGGGGAGACUCUGCCGCGGGAACGGGACGUUAUCAGGAACUUGCGGUUGCCUCGGGAAAAGGGCCGCAUGCGGUUCCACAAGCUCCAGAAUGUGCAGAUAGCCCUGGACUUCCUGAAGCAGAGACAGGUGAAACUGGUGAACAUCCGGAACGAUGACAUCGCCGACGGGAACCCCAAGCUGACGCUGGGCUUAAUAUGGACCAUAAUCCUUCACUUCCAGAUCUCGGAUAUUCAGGUGAGCGGUCAGUCGGAGGACAUGACGGCCAAGGAGAAGCUGCUGCUGUGGUCCCAGCGCAUGGUGGAGGGCUACCAGGGCAUGCGCUGCGACAACUUCACCACCAACUGGCGGGACGGGCGCCUCUUCAACGCCAUCAUCCACCGGCACAAACCCAUGCUCAUCGACAUGACCCGCGUCUACCGCCAGACCAACCUGCAGAAUCUGGAGCAGGCGUUCGGCGUGGCAGAGAAGGACCUGGGAGUCACCAGACUGCUGGACCCCGAGGACGUGGACGUCCCGCAGCCCGACGAGAAAUCCAUCAUCACAUACGUGUCGUCUCUGUAUGACGCCAUGCCCAGAGUGCCUGACGUGCAGGACGGAGUCAGAGCAAAUGAACUGGAGUUGUGGUGGCACGAGUACUACGAGAGGGUGACCGUGCUGCUGCAGUGGAUCCGCCAUUACACCGUCAUCUUCGAGGAGCGCAGGUUCCCUGCCAGCUACGAAGAGAUUGAGAUUCUGUGGCGCCAGUUCCUGAAGUUUAAGGAGACCGAUCUCCCCAGUAAGGAGGCCGACAAGAACCAGUCCAAGCUGCAGUACCAGUCCCUGGAGGGGGCAGUGAAAUCCGGGCAGCUGAAGGUGCCCCCCGGCUACCACCCGCUGGACGUGGAGAAAGAGUGGGGCAAACUGCAUGUGUCCAUCCUGGAGAGAGAGAAGCUGCUGCGGAUAGAGCUGGAGAGGUUGGAGCGGCUGCAGAGGAUCGUCAGUAAAUUACAGAUGGAGUCGGGGCUGUGCGAGGAGCAGCUGAACCAGGCGGACGCCUUGCUGCAGACGGACAUCCGCCUGCUGAGUGCAGGGAAGCAGCCGCAGCGCUCCGCAGACAUCGAGCGCGAUCUGGACAAAGCGGACGCCAUGAUCCGGGUUCUGUUCAACGACGUGCAGACGCUGAAAGAUGGAAGACACCCGCAGGCCGAGCAGAUGUACCGGAGGGUGUACCGUCUCCACGAGCGCUUGGUGGCUAUUCGGACAGAAUACAACCUGCGCAUCAAGUCAGGAGCCCCCCAGGUCGUCAUUUCGACCACCACAAGCCCGGUGCGGACCCCUCGGCCAGACAUGGAAGACGCCACCCUGCGCUACCUCCAGAAUCUGCUCAGCUGGAUAGAGGACAACCAGAAACACAUCAGCGUCGCCGAGUGGGGCUCUGACCUCCCGAGCGUCGAGUCCCAUCUUGGAAGCCACCGCGGUCUCCAUCAGUCAAUUAACGACUUCAGAGCGAAGAUUGAGCGUGCGCGGGCAGAUGAGGGGCAGUUCUCAGGAGCACGUGGAGCGUACCAGGAGUAUUUAGGGAAACUGGAUUUACAAUACGCCAGGCUGCUGAAUUCCUCCAAGGCCCGGCUGCGGCACCUCGAGUCUCUGCACGGUUUUGUGGCAGCCGCCACCAAAGAACUUAUGUGGUUAAACGAGAAAGAGGAGGAAGAGGUGAAUUUCGACUGGAGUGAGCGAAACUCCAACAUGACCAGCAAGAAGGACAACUACUCAGGGCUCAUGCGAGAACUAGAGCUGAAGGAGAAGAAGAUUAAGGAGAUCCAGAGCACAGGAGACAAGCUGCUGCUAGAUGACCACCCCGCCAGGAGCACCAUCGAGGCGUUCCAGGCUGCGAUGCAGACCCAGUGGAGCUGGAUGCUACAGCUGUGCUGCUGUAUCGAGGCUCACCUGAAAGAGAACACGGCCUACUUCCAGUUCUUUGCAGACGUGAAGGAGACCGAAGAGCAACUGAAGAAGAUCCAGGAGACCAUGCGCAGGAAGUACACGUGUGACCGCUCCAUCACCGUCACGCGGCUCGAGGACCUUGUGCAGGACAGCAUGGAUGAGAAGGAGCAGCUGAUGGAACAUAAGGCUCAGGUCGCCGGCCUCGCCAAACGCGCAAAGUCUAUCAUUCAGCUUAAACCUCGCAGUCCUGCCAACCCGCCGCGGGGCCAGCAGCCCGUCCAGGCCGUAUGUGACUACAAACAGCUGGAGAUCACGGUACACAAGGGAGAUGAGUGUUUGCUCGUGAAUAAUUCUCAGCCGUACAGGUGGAAGGUUCUCAGCCCGGCGGGGAGCGACGCGCUCGUCCCGUCCGUCUGUUUUAUUGUUCCUCCCCCCAACAAGGAGGCGCAGGAUGCUGUCAACCGCCUAGACAGCAGUCACCAGAAUCUUCUCACACUGUGGCACACGCUGCACAUUGACCUGAAGAGCUUACUCUCCUACCAGUACCUGCUCAGAGACAUCCAGCUUAUCCAGUCGUGGUCUUUGGUCUCGUUUCGCAGUAUGACCUCGGAGGAGCACAAGCAAAUACUCAGAAACCUGGAGAUCCAUUACCAAGAUUUCAUGAGGGACAGCCAGGACUCCCAGAACUUCCACCCCGACGACCGCAUGAAUGUGGAGCGAGAAUACAACUCCUGUACCCAGAGAUACGAGACGCUCUCGCGCAGCCUCGAGAAGGGUGAGCAGGACGAAAGCACCUGUAAGAACUACAUCUCCCAACUCAAGAACAUCCAGCUGCAGCUGGACGGCUGCGAAUCCCGAACCGUCAGCAAAAUCCGUGCCCCCCUGGACAAGGACCCCAUCAAAGAGUGUUCCCAGAGGAUCGGAGAGCAGCAGCAAAUCCAGUUUGAACUGGAGAGCAUCCAGAAGAGCCUGGACAAGGUGAACGAGAAGACGCAGAAAAUUCUGGCCCAGCCGGACCUCGGUGCCUCUGCUCCAAACCUCCGCUCCGAGCUGGAGCUAACGCUGCAGAAGAUGGGUCGGGUCCACAGCUUGUCCUCCAUCUAUCUGGAGAAGCUGAAGACCAUCAACCUGGUGAUCCGAAACACUCACGGAGCCGAGGAGGUGGUGAAAACCUACGAGGACCAGCUGAAGGAAGUGCAGUCUGUGCCGUCGGACCUCAAAACCCUGGAGAGCACCAAGACCGACCUCAAGAGGAUGCGCGACCAGGUGGAAGGUCACCAGCCCCUCUUCAGCAGCUUGGAGACUGAGCUGAGCCGGGCCAGAGAGGUGAGCGAGAGGAUGGUCCGGGCUCACAGCGAGCGGGACGUGGACCUGGAGAGAUACAGGGAGAAGGUGCAGCUCCUGCUGGAGCGCUGGCAGGCCAUUGUCUUCCAGAUCGACAUCCGGCAGCGAGAGCUGGAACAGCUGGGCAAGCAGCUCCGCUACUAUCGCGAGAGCUACGAGUGGCUGAUCAAGUGGAUCCUGGACGCCAAGCAGCGGCAGGAGAAGAUCCAGUCUGUGCCCAUCACAGACAGCAAGACCGUGAAGGAGCAGCUGCUUCAGGAGAAGAAACUCCUGGAGGAGAGCGAGAAAAACCGGGAGAAGGUGGACGAAUGCCAGAAAUACGCCAAGCAAUACAUCGAUGCCAUCAAGGACUUCGAGCUGCAGCUCGUUACGUACAAAGCCCAGGUAGAGCCGGCCUCGUCCCCGCUUAAAAAACCCAAAGUGCAGUCUGCGUCGGACAACAUCAUCCAGGAGUACGUGGAGCUCAGGACCAAAUACAGCGAACUCACCACCCUGACCAGCCAGUACAUCAAAUUCAUCACCGAGACCCUCAGACGCCUGGAGGAGGAGGAGAGAGCGGCCGAGAAGCUGAAGGAAGAGGAAAGGAGGAAACUGGCCGAGGUAGAGGCCCAGCUGGAGAAGCAAAGGCAGCUCGCCCAGGCCCACGAGCAAGCCAAAGCUCUGGCCGAGAACGAGGCCAGGGAACUGAGGCUCAACAUGCAGGAAGAGGUCUCCAAAAGAGAGGUCGUCGCGGUGGACGCCGAGCAGCAAAAGAAGAACAUUCAGCAGGAGCUGCAACACAUGAAGCAAAACUCUGAAAUGGAGAUCAAAGCCAAGCUGAAGCUGAUAGAGGAGGCCGAGUACAGCCGCAAGAAGGUGGAGGAGGAGAUCCGGAUCAUCCGGCUGCAGCUGGAAACCAGUCAGAAGCAGAAGUCCAGCGCCGAGAACGAGCUGAGUGCCCUGAGAGCCCGGGCGGAGGAGGCCGAGAGGCAGAAGAAGCUGGCCCAGGAAGAGGCCGAACGCCUGCGCAAACAGGUGAAGGACGAGACCCAGAAGAAGAGGGAGGCCGAGGAGGAACUUCAGCGAAAGGUACAAGCGGAGAAAGAUGCAGCGCGGGAAAAGCAAAAGGCUUUGGAAGACCUGGAAAAGUUACGGCUGCAGGCGGAGGAGGCAGAGCGGAGGAUGAAACAGGCGGAACUAGAAAAGGAGAGGCAGAUUAAACAGGCCCAGGAGAUGGCCCAGCAAAGCGCAGAGACCCAGCUGCAGAGCAAGCGCAUGUCCUUCCUGGAGAAGACCACUCAGCUGGAGAUGUCCCUGAAGCAGGAGCACAUCACGGUCACCCACUUGCAAGAAGAAGCCGAGCGUCUGAAGAAGCAGCAGCUGGACGCUGAGAUAGCCAGAGAGGAAGCGGAGAAGGAGCUGGAGAAGUGGAGGCAGAAGGCCAACGAGGCUUUGCGUUUAAGGCUCCAAGCAGAAGAAGUUGCCCACAAGAAAGCUCUGGCCCAGGAGGAGGCUGAGAAGCAGAAAGAGGACGCAGAGCGGGAGGCCCGAAAGAGAGCCAAGGCUGAAGAGUCUGCCUUACGCCAGAAGGAACUGGCUGAGGACGAGCUGGAGAAACAGAGAAAGCUCGCCGACGAAACAGCCCAACACAAGUUUUCCGCCGAACAGGAGCUCAUACGUCUGAAAGCCGAAGUGGAUAAUGGAGAGCAGCAGCGCAUCGUCCUCGAGGAAGAUCUUUACCGCCUGAAGAACGAGGUGAAUGAGGCGAUACAGAGAAGGAAGGGGCUCGAGGAAGAGCUGGCCAAGAUGCGCACAGAAAUGGAGAUCCUCCUGCAGGCCAAAUCCAAGGCAGAGGAAGAAUCGCGCUCUACCAGUGAGAAGUCCAAGCAGAUUCUAGAAGCUGAGGCCAGCAAGCUGCGGGAAUUGGCAGAGGAAGCCGCUAGAUUGCGCGCCCUCUCGGAGGAGGCUACGAGGCAAAGACAGCUGGCCGAAGAGGAAACCCUGCGACAGAGAGCAGAGGCCGAGAGAAUCCUGAAAGAAAAGUUGGCAGCGAUCAGCGAGGCCACGCGUCUGAAAACCGAGGCCGAAAUUGCCCUGAAGGAGAAGGAGGCAGAGAAUGAGCGUCUGCGACGGGUGGCGGAAGACGAGGCUUAUCAGAGGAAGAUGCUGGAGGAGCAAGCGGCCCAACACAAGCAGGACAUCGAGGAGAAGAUCCUCCAACUAAAACAGUCCUCUGACAGCGAGCUGGAGAGACAGAAGAACAUCGUCGAAGAGACCGUGAAGCACCGGAGGGUGAUUGAGGAAGAAAUCCGAAUUCUCAAAAUAAGCUUUGAAAAGGCCUCAGCCGGCAAGUCUGACCUGGAGCUGGAACUACAGAAGCUAAAGAACAUCGCAGAAGAGACCCAGCAAAGCAAGGAAAGGGCUGAGCAAGAAGCAGAGAGACAGCGCCAGUUAGCUCUAGAGGAGGAGAACAGGCGCAGAGAAGCGGAAGACAAGGUCAAGAAGAUCAUAGCUGCAGAACAGGAGGCCGCCAGACAACGUAAAUCAGCCCUUGAAGAAGUGGAGAGGCUGAAGGCCAAGGCAGAAGAAGCCAAAAAACAGAAAGAACUAGCCGAAAAGGAGGCCGAAAGACAGAUUCAGUUGGCUCAGGAGGCUGCCCGAAAUAAAAUCGAAGCCGAGGAGAAAGCUUAUUAUGCCGCCGUCCAGCAGAAGGAGCAGGAGCUGCUGCAGACGAGGAAACAGGAGCAGAGCGUUUUCGAUAAGCUAAAGGAAGAGGCCGAGAAGGCCAAGCGCGCCGCCGAGGAAGCAGACCGCGCACGUGCCAGAGCCGAGCAUGAAGCCGUCUUGUCGCGUCAGCAGGCAGAGGAAGCCGAACGCCUGAAGCAGAGGGCCGAGGACGAGGCUCAGGCUAAAGCCCAAGCGCAGGAGGAAGCCGAGAGGAUCCGCAAAGAUGCAGAGCUGGAGGCAGCGAAGAGGGCCCAGGCGGAGCAGGCUGCACUCAAACAGAAGCAGCUGGCCGACGCCGAAAUGGAAAAACAUAAGAAAUUUGCAGAGAAAACUCUGAGACAAAAAGAGCAGGUCGAGAGCGAGCUAACCAAGGUGAAGCUUCAGCUGGAGGAAACCGACCAUCAGAAGACCAUUCUGGACGAUGAGCUGAACCGCCUGAAGGAGGAAGUGACAGACUCGUUGCGGCAGAAGAAGCUCGUGGAGGAAGAGCUGUUUAAAGUCAAGAUACAGAUGGAAGAACUCAUCAAGCUCAAGAUCCGCAUCGAGGAGGAAAACAAGGUACUCAUCACGAAGGACAAAGACAAUACCCAGAAGUUCCUGCAGGAGGAGGCUGAGAAGAUGAAGCAGGUGGCCGAGGAGGCGGCUCGUCUGAGUAUAGAGGCUCAGGAGGCUGCGCGUCUGAGGAAGAUCGCGGAGGAUGACCUUUCCGAGCAGAGAGCCUUGGCCGAGAAGAUGCUGAAGGAGAAGAUGCAAGCGGUCCAGGAAGCCACGCGCUUGAAAGCGGAGGCCGAAUUGCUUCAGAAGCAAAAAGAGCUGGCUCUGGAACAGGCGAAGAAGCUCCAGGAAGACAAGGAGAUGAUGCAGCAGCAGCUUGCCGAGGAGACCGAGGGCUUCCAGAAGACGCUGGAGGCAGAGAGACGGCGCCAGCUGGACAUCAGCGCUGAAGCCGAACGUCUCAAGCUGCAGGUGCUGGAAAUGAGCAAAGCUCAGGCCAAAGCUGAGGAAGAUGCCAAGAAGUUCAGGAAACAGGCCGAAGAAAUCAGCGAGAAGCUGCACGAGACGGAGCUGUCCACCAAAGAGAAAAUGACGGUGGUGCAGACUCUGGAGAUACAAAGACAGCACAGCGACAAGGAGGCAGAGGAGCUCCGGAAAGCCAUUUCCCAACUGGAGAAGGAGAAGCAGAAACUGAAGCAGGAGGCAGAGCUGCUCCAGAAAAAGUCCGAAGAGUUGGAGAAGAGUCAAAGGGAAAUACUACGCCAAGAAACCCAACAACUUCAAACCACGUUCCUUUCCGAGAAAGAGAUACUGAUCCAAAAAGAAAAGUACAUCGAAGAGGAGAAGGCCAAGCUAGAGAAACUCUUCGAGUCCGAGGUCAACAAGGCUAAAAACCUGAAGGCCGAGAAGGAGCGGCAGCUCAGCCAGUUGGAAGAGGAGAAGAGACUCCUGGCUGUCACCAUGGAGGAGGCAACAAGGAAGCAGAUGGAGGCCGAGGAUAAAGUACGUCAAAAACAAGAAGAGCUUCAGGAUCUCGAAAGAAAGAGACAUGAGCAAGAACGGCUCCUGGAAGAGGAGAAUAGAAAGCUGCGGGAGAAGCUGGAGCAGCUGGAGCAGGAGCAUAAAAUAGCUCUGGAGAAAACAAGAGAAACCAUCAUCCGUGAGAAAACAAUCAUCACACAGACUUCCAUCCUGCCAAACGGCAACACCACCGCUUUAGAUGGAAGCAGUCAGAAUGGCGAUCAGGAGAACGCGUUUGAUGGUUUAAGGCAGAAAGUCUCUCCCAAUAAGCUUUACGAGGCUGGCAUCCUCACCAAAGAGAUGCUGGAUAAGUUGGCCAACAGGUCAGUGUCCGUACAUGAGCUUUCCCAGAGAGACGACAUCAAGAAAUACCUGGAAGGCAGGAGCAGUAUUGCCGGACUUCUAAUAAAACCAGGCGAAGAAAAGAUAAGCAUUUACAAUGCCAUGAAGAAGAACCUCAUCACCCCUGGAACUGCCCUCAUUCUGCUGGAAGCUCAGGCGGCCUCUGGAUUCAUCAUCGACCCGGUGAGGAACAGAAAACUGACGGUUAGCGAAGCGGUGAAGGAAAGCGUCAUCGGCCCUGAACUGCACAACAAAAUGCUGUCUGCUGAACGGGCAAUUACUGGCUACAAAGAUCCUUACACCGGAGACAAGAUUUCUCUCUUCCAGGCCAUGAAAAAGGACUUGAUCGUAAAAGAUCACGGAAUCCGCCUGCUGGAAGCUCAAAUUGCUACAGGAGGGAUCGUUGACCCAGUCAAUAGCCAUCGGUUACCUCUGGAUGUCGCUUACAAGCGUGGCUACUUUGAUGAGGAAAUGAACAAGAUCCUGUCUGACCCCAACGAUGAUACAAAAGGCUUCUUUGAUCCCAACACCCAAGAAAAUCUGACGUACCUGCAGCUCAUGGAGAAAUGUGUGAUAGACCCUGAAACAAAACUGUGUUUGUUGCCCUUGACCGACAAAGCUGGCAAGAGAGAACUGGUUUAUACCGAAUCGGAAACCAAAGACGUCUUCAAGAAAGCCACCGUUUCGGUUCCGUUCGGCAAAUUUCAAGGAAAGACGGUCACCAUCUGGGAAAUAAUAAACUCUGAGUACUUUACGGAAGAGCAAAGGCGGGAGCUCCUUAGGCAGUAUAAAUCUGGCAAAAUCACUGUUGAGAAAAUCAUUAAGAUCAUAAUCACCGUAGUGGAGGAGAACGAGAAGAAGAAGCAGCUUUGCUUUGACGGCCUGAGAGAUCCUGUCCCAGCGGCAGAGCUGGUAGAGAGUAAGAUCAUCGAUAAAGACCUUUUCAACCAACUUCACCAAGGUAAAAAGACCGUGAAAGAAGUGUCCGAGGUGGACUCUGUGAAAAAGUACUUGUCUGGAAGCACAGCCAUAGCUGGAGUCCAGGUGGAGAAAUCUGGUGAGAAGCUGACUUUGUAUGAAGCCAUAAGGAAAAAUUUACUGAAGCCCCUUACGGCCCUUGCUCUACUCGAAGCCCAAGCAGGUACGGGAUACAUUAUCGACCCCGUUCAAAACAAGCUCUUCCCUGUGGAUGAAGCCGUCAAAGCCGGUACCGUGGGCCCAGAGUAUCACGAGAAGCUACUCUCUGCCGAGAAGGCCGUCACCGGCUACAAAGAUCCAUACACAGGCCAGGCCCUUUCACUGUUCCAAGCACUGAAGAAGGGCCUCAUCCCUAAAGAUGGUGGCAUUCGGCUCCUAGACGCUCAGCUGGCCACCGGUGGAAUAAUCGACCCAGUAAAUAGCCACCGUCUUCCUCUCGAUGUUGCCUACAAGCGAGGGCACCUGGACGAGGAGACUACUAAGCUUCUCUCCGAGCCCGUUGAUGAAAACACUGGAUUCUAUGAUCCAAAUAGCCAAGAGCACCUGACGUAUGGCCAGCUACAGAAAAAGUGCAAAGUAGACAAGAAAACCGGCCAUUAUUUGCUACCUCUGUCGGAAGAAGCCAUAAAGUCACAACUGGAAGAGGUCUACAAUGAUUCCCAAGCCAAGGAAGCCUUUGAGAAGACAACUGUUGAAGUUCCAAGCGGCAGCUUUAAAGGAAGGACCAUAACUAUUUGGGAGUUAAUUAAUUCUGAAUACUUUACGGAAGAACAAAGGAGAGAACUGAUCCGUCAGUACAAAACCGGUAAAGUAACGAUCGAGAAGAUCAUCAAGAUCAUGAUCACCAUCGUGGAAGAAACGGAAACCAAGAAACAGCAACGACUGACGUUUACUGGUCUUCGAGCACCCGUACCCGCCACGGAACUGCUGGAGUCCAAAAUAAUUGAUAAGUCUCAAUACGAACAGCUCAAAGACGGCAAGAAGUCCGUAAAAGAGUUAUCAGAAACGGACUCCGUGAGGCGCUAUCUCCAGGGCAGCGAUAGCAUUGCUGGAGUGUUCAUAGAGGAGAACAAAGUAAAAAUGAACAUUUACCAAGCCAUGAAGAGGAACUUGCUAAGGCCAGGCACUGCUCUCGUACUUCUUGAAGCCCAAGCCGCCACCGGGUUCAUCAUCGACCCUGUGAAAAACCAGAAGUUCUAUGUAAACGAGGCGGUGAAAGCCGGCGUAGUUGGUCCCGAACUGCACGAGAAACUUCUGUCUGCAGAAAAAGCCGUGACCGGCUACAAAGACCCAUAUUCCGGAAACACAAUCUCUGUCUUUGAAGCUAUGCAGAAAGGGCUCAUCCUGAAAGACCACGGAAUCCGCCUGUUAGAAGCACAGAUAGCUACAGGGGGCGUUAUCGACCCCGUUCACAGCCAUCGCGUCCCAGUGGAAGUCGCUUACAAGCGUGGAUACUUUGACGAAGCCAUGAACAAAAUCCUGUCUGACCCCACAGAUGAUACCAAAGGAUUUUUCGACCCCAACACCCAUGAAAACCUUACAUACCUGCAGCUGAAGGAAAGAUGCAUCCGAGAUCCAGACACCGGCCUUUGCCUCCUUCCCUUAAAGAAGCAAGAGAAGACGGCUGCAGCGGAGACCAGCAAAGUCUACAGUGAGGAGGAGACCAGGAAGGUGUUUGAAGAAACUACAGUAGACAUUCCUUCUGGAAGCUUGGCCGGCUCUUCCAUGACCAUAUGGGAGCUCAUGCAAUCCGACCUCCUCCCUCAGGAGGAGAGAGACCGGCUGAUGGAGGAAUUCCGCGCGGGCAGGUUGACAAAGGAGCGUAUGAUUAUCAUCAUCAUCGAGAUUAUUGAGAAGACCGAAAUUAUCCGUCAACAGGAGCUCUACUCGUAUGACUUCGUACGUCGCCGCAUUACGGCAGAGGAAUUGUACGAGUCUAAACUUAUCACGGUGGAAAUCUACAGCAUGCUUAAGCAAGGGACGAAGACCAUUCAAGAGAUUAUACAGAUCGAGAGCGUCUGGAAAUACCUGUAUGGUACAGGGUGCGUUGCUGGGCUGCAGCUUCCUGGCUCUAGGCAAACCGUCAGCAUUUACCAAGCGAUGAAAAAAGGAUUCAUAUCUCCUGAUGUGGCCCAUUUACUGCUGGACGCCCAAGCGGCCACUGGCUUCAUUAUCGAUCCUGUAAAGAAUGAGCUCCUGACGGUAGACGAGGCUGUGAGAAAGGGGGUCGUCGGACCCGAAAUUCACGACCGACUCCUCUCUGCUGAAAGAGCGGUCACAGGCUACAGAGAUCCUUACACGGAGCAGAUGAUCUCCAUUUUCCAAGCAAUGAAGAAAGACCUCAUCCCCGCUGACCAAGCUCUUAGGCUUCUGGAUGCCCAGUUGGCGACAGGUGGCAUCAUUGACCCACGCUUCAGCUUCCACAUCCCAAAUGAAACUGCUUACAUGCGCGGGUAUCUCAACAAAGACACCGUCGAUAUGUUGUCCGAACCAAGUGAAGUCCGGAGCUAUGUGGACCCUUCCACCGAUGAAAAGCUCAGCUAUUCUCAGCUUCUCAAGAGGUGCCACCGUGAUGAAAACACCAAGAUGUUCCUGCUGCCCCUCGCAGACAAGAGGAAGCUGACAUUCAAAGGAUUGAGGAAAGAUAUCACUAUGGAAGAACUUGUGCGCUCAGAAGUAAUCGACGCGGUUACAGCUCAGCAGCUACAAGACGGGCUAACCUCUGUCGAGGAAGUUUCAAGACACCUGCAGAAGUUCCUUGAGGGAACGAGCUGCAUUGCUGGUGUCUACGUGGAGUCCAGCAAAGAGAGAUUCUCCAUCUAUCAAGCUAUGAAGAAAGGUAUGAUCAGACCAGGAACCGCCUUUGAGUUACUCGAAGCCCAGGCAGCCACCGGGUAUGUGAUUGACCCAAUCAAGGGACUCAAGUUAGCAGUGGAAGAUGCUGUGCGCAUGGGCAUUGUAGGUCCAGAAUUCAAAGAUAAGCUCCUGUCGGCAGAAAGAGCGGUGACCGGUUACAAGGACCCCUACUCGGGCAAGAUAAUCUCUCUCUUCCAAGCCAUGAAGAAAGGGCUGAUUCUAAAAGAUCAUGGAAUCCGCUUACUUGAGGCCCAGAUUGCAACCGGAGGCAUCAUCGACCCAGAGGAAAGUCACCGUCUGCCAGUGGAGAUAGCCUAUAAAAGAGGUCUGUUUGAUGAGGAAAUGAAUGAGAUCCUCACCGAUCCAAGUGACGACACCAAGGGAUUCUUUGAUCCUAACACAGAGGAGAAUCUGACCUACCUCCAGCUCAUGGAGAGAUGCAUCACAGAUCCACAAACUGGCCUCUGUCUUCUGCCGCUUAAAGAAAAGAAACGCGAAAGAAAGACCUCUUCUAAAUCCUCAGUCCGUAAGCGCAGGGUGGUAAUUGUUGACCCAGAGACCGGUAAAGAGAUGUCUGUCUAUGAAGCUUAUCGCAAAGGUCUUAUCGAUCACCAGACCUACAUGGAACUCUCUGAGCAAGAAUGUGAGUGGGAAGAGGUCACCAUCUCCUCUUCCGAUGGGGUAGUAAAGUCUAUGAUCACAGAUAGAAGAUCAGGGCGACAAUAUGAUAUUGAUGAUGCAAUUGCAAAAGGCCUAAUUGAUCAGUCAUCACUGGACCAGUAUCGCGCAGGCACCUUGUCCAUCACAGAGUUUGCAGACAUGCUAUCAGGGAAUAUGGGUGGAUUCCGCUCAAGAUCAUCUUCCGUCGGCUCUUCUUCUUCUUACCCAGCAAGCCCAGCUGGAAGAGCUCAGUCUGUAUCUUGGAGUGAUCCGACUGAAGAAACCGGCCCCAUCGCAGGUAUCGUGGACACUGACACCUUAGAAAAAGUAUCAGUCACCGAGGCCAUGCAUCGCAACCUUGUGGACAACAUCACCGGACAGAGGUUGCUAGAAGCCCAAGCGUGUACAGGAGGAAUCAUUGACCCCGUCACAGGGCAAAAAUUCUCAGUUAUUGAUGCCGUCAACAAGGGUCUGGUGGACAAAAUCAUGGUGGACAGAAUUAACCUUGCCCAGAAGGCAUACAAUGGAUUUGAAGACCCGAGGACAAAGACAAAAAUGUCAGCAGCCCAAGCUCUGAAGAAGGGUUGGCUUUAUUACGAGGCCGGCCAGCGGUUUUUGGAAGUUCAGUACCUCACCGGUGGCCUUAUAGAGCCAGAUGUUGAAGGACGUGUCAACCUGGAUGAAGCCCUACGGAAAGGCACUAUCGAUGCUCGCACUGCCCAAAAACUGCGAGAUGUGAACACGUACUCCAAGUAUUUGACCUGUCCAAAAACUAAACUCAAGAUCUCCUACAAAGAAGCCAUGGAGAAGAGCAUGGUGGAAGAUGGGACCGGCCUAAGACUUCUGGAAGCAUCCUCUCAGUCCAGCAAAGGAUACUACAGCCCAUACAACGUCAGCGGCUCCGGUUCAGCCUCGGGCUCCAGGUCCGGUUCUAGAACAGGAUCCAGGUCCGGCUCAAGACGAGGCAGCUUCGAUGCCACUGGCAACUCCGGCUUCUCAAUGAGCUUCUCCUCUUCCUCGUUCUCCUCUAGCAACUACGGCCGCAGAUACACCACUGGUCCCCAGGGCAUCCCGUUUGACGUGGCAGGCUUGACAGAUGCACUGUUAACCUUAAGUCAAAGCUGCAGCCAAGAAGCAAACCGGGGUCUCGGCGUGUUUGGAGCCCCCUUGCCUGGUCUAGUAUAGGAAUUUCAAAACCCCCUUUGAUCUCAUGAACUUUAACAACCUUUUCCUGCUCUGCAUGUGGUGAAGCUUUACUUUUUUAUUUUAUAAAUAUAUAUAUAUAUAAAUCUAUAACACUCAGUUUAUUACUUACUGUACAACAAAGCAGUGCCUACAAUUUAACCAAAAAGCUAGAAAGAAGAAAACUUUAGCCAGGUGACAUCAUAUAUUCAUGUUUUUAUUUGUAUAUUGAGAGAUGACUACGAUGCCUGAAAACACUAUCAUCGAGCGCCAGAAUUUAGCCAGGUUGGCAUGGUGUGCACUUGUUACUGUCCACCCGCAGAGCGAUACCCACCAGAAAAGGCAGCAAUUAACCCAGAACUCAUCGUCCACCCCCCCCUACACGGGAUAACCUGCUUAUCAACCUGCGCAGGAUCCAGGGCCCCAGCUUCUAAAGCCCAAAGGACCAUCAAAACCAUCGUCUUCCCUUUGCUGCCUACCUUCUGUCCGCAAUAACCUACCUCCUUCAUGAAUAUAACGAAACCAACACUCCACCAUUAUGCGGACAAUCAAGAGUCAAAGCCAUUUUUUGGACCCUUCUUCAUCGGCAGAAGAACCUCACUCAACGUAUACUCAAUCCUCUGACCACUGAGAGAAAACCCAUCACCAUCUAAUGACCGCCAUCGACCCGUCCUCCUCCUCCUCCUCCUCAACCCUCUUGUGUGUUCCUCACUCCCGUCUUCCGAGAUGCCCCUCCAUGAGGCUCCUAAAGGUCUCCCAACUGGUCUGUCCCCAGCCGGUUCCGGAAGUGAUUGUUCCUCCUGUCACCCCGACGUCCCAUGGAUCGGAUACCGGCCAGAAACUCUGGGCACCCCAGGACCGCCUGCGCACCCCCAAAUCCAGAGCAUCGGGAUCUACCAUCUGUCCUGUUGGAAGGGGGGUGCUCCCCCAUUCUCCGUUGCCGUCCUCUGCUGUGAUGCCCGCUGGAAAUCCCUCCCCUUUUCCAACAUAUCCCUCCCCUUCCGUCUGUCCGUCCACCCCCUAUAGUCAUUAACCCUGUCUGUGCUGUCUCUUUAAGCGCUGAUUGGGUUAAUGCCUCCCCGGAUGCCCCAGGAGGUCCUGUCUGCAUGAAGGGAGACGCAUCCUCAUCCUCCAGAUCAUCCUCAUCCUCACCCGACACUCCACGUGACGUCCUGUGUGUGCCCCCGCUGGGCGGCGGAUCCUCGCGUGGCCGCGUCUCAUGUGCCUUCUCUUCUCAUUGGUCUCUGGGUCCUUACAAUGGCUGACAGACUCUGCCUUUUACUGGAUUAAUUGCCCUUCGAGGGGUAUUUAUUACCCAGUUACCCGUCACAGGAAUGCUUGUGGUUUUUCGGUGUAUAUAUUGCAUUUCCUUUAUAGAUAACGAGGGUAAUAAACGCCCCGUUUAACCCCUCCGGUGCUGCCUGAACCUGCCGAGCAGUUUAACCCCUCCGGUGCUGGAGCGUAGUCCCUGGCCCGCGACACUAGCAGAUUGUACAUACGUGGAUGUAAACGCCGUGACUUCUGCCUCUCAAUGCAACCAGUAAACUGUUAUCAUACAGAA